This is a messenger RNA of Mesorhabditis spiculigera, 867 nucleotides long. The record is from the annotation of a GenBank genome assembly. Lineage: Eukaryota; Metazoa; Nematoda; Chromadorea; Rhabditida; Rhabditidae.
AUGGCCGAUGAUUACCAGCUGCAGUCGAAUGGACAUGGAGGAGAGUUGGUGAAGAAGCCUCUCGUCCAGCUGUACGUCAAGGCCAGUGGCAUCGACAGCAGACGGAUCGGCGCUUGCCUUUUCUGCCAGGAAUUUUGGAUGGAACUUUUUGCUCUCUACGAGUUGGGAGUGGUGCGCGUUGAGGUGAAAACGGUGAAUGUGAACUCCGAGCCGUUCAAAAAGAGCUUCUUGGGAGCCCAGCCUCCGAUCAUGCUCGAGGAGGAGAAGCAAGCUCAAUACACUGACAAUCGCGAGAUCGAGGGCCGCAUUUUUCACAUUGCCAAGGAGUUCAACGUGCCAUUGUUUGAGAAGGAUCCGGUUGUCGAGAAACGGAUUGAAAGCUUCUACAGGAACUUCAAACUUUUCCUGCGCGCUAAAACCGAGCACGACAAGGGUAAGCGGGAGCCCAGCCCGAUCGAGUCGAUCCCUCCGCAGAUCAAGACUCACUACAAUCGUGUUGUUGAGCAGCUCGCUGGAAUUGACGAGCUCUUGCAAGACCGCGGCUCUCGCUACCUGCUCGGUGAUAGCAUGACGGAAUACGACUGCGAGCUGAUGCCUCGUCUGCACCACAUGCGUAUCGUCGGCCAUAGGUUGCUCGGCUUCGACAUUCCGCACAAUCUGACCUAUCUAUGGAAUUAUGUGCUCACCGGAUACCGUACGGCCGCUUUUAUCGAAAGUUGCCCCGCCGACCAGGAUAUCUUGCAUCACUACAAGGAACAACUGAACCUGUUCACGAAUCAGCGUGAGACCCUCCAGGAGCCGACGAAGACGCACACGCUGCCCGAAGACGUUCUCGAUUCGAUUCGUCGUCUCGGCCUCGACACAAAA